Messenger RNA from Manihot esculenta (cassava), 949 nucleotides. RefSeq lists its product as uncharacterized. Lineage: Eukaryota; Viridiplantae; Streptophyta; Magnoliopsida; Malpighiales; Euphorbiaceae. The record is from RefSeq and is a predicted model, not a curated record. The coding region runs from base 69 to 731 and encodes 220 amino acids. The transcript is spliced from 2 exons.
CUCAUCAUCUAAUAAUUUCCUGAUCUGUUUUCCUUCUUUCCAAUAUAGAUUGCUUCAAUUUUCUAUUAAUGGAGUGGUCUCCUCAAUUUGCCAUGAAAGCUUACUUGCACAGUCUUCAACUGUCAAGGAGAGAAGACAACACUAGUUCAUAUGGAAGCACAAAACUCGUAGAACCCAAAUGCAUGGAGUUCAUAUCAGCUUUAGCAGCUGGGAAGCAAGCCAAGUUAAUGGUAGAAAUAACCACACAAGGGAUAACUCCAUUGACAAUCUCUCUAGCAGUAGCAGCAAAGCAAGCAGGAGGAAAACUCAUCUGCAUUCUUCCUCAUCAUCAUCAACAACAAAAUUUCAUCAACAAAUGCAGAAACCAUGAUCUGCAUCUUCCAGAUCUUGAAGAUCUGGAAGAUGUGAUUGAAUUUGUUCCAGGAGGAAACCCUUUCCAGGUAGCCAUGCAAUACAAGAAAAUAGAUUUUCUGGUUGUUGAUGGGAAAUUGGAGGGUCAUUUGAAGUUGCUUGAGAUGGUUGAUCUUAACCCUAGUGGGUGUCUUAUAGUAGGGCAUAAUUUGCAGUAUAGAGAAUAUGAAGUUUCUUUUGGUCAGGUUUUGAAUAGGAAGAAAGGAAUUGAUUGUGUUAGUUUGCCUAUUGGAGAAGGAAUGGAGUUGACUAGAAUUGAAUCUUUCACCAUGAGAAAGUGUAGGAGAUUUAAGAGAUUUCAUGUAAUUUUUGAGAAUUGAGAUAAUUAUUUUUAUUUGUAUUUUGAUUAUAUAGCAUGGAAAUAAUAUGUAAAUUUGAUACCUUGUGUUAGAAAACAUUUGGCUAAACCAUCAGCAAAUCUAUUUGACUCUCAAAAACAACGAGAGAGGUGAAUUUCCUAGACUCAAUUCAAGAGCUCUAUACUGCAGGAGCUAAUUCUUAAACCACAAGUUAUCCCUUUUGUUUUUUCACGCCAGCU